AACAGUAAGAUGUGACGUUCAAAUUGAUUGAGCGGUUAAGGUGGCAGGAAAGAUUCCAAAUACAACUAAGACAAUAUUCUGAUUAAGAUCAAUAUUUCUGGGAAAUGGUCCAUCUUGCAUAUCAGGGGCCUGACUCCCAUUAACCUUAUCCCAUUGCGGGUCUGACCCGACCCACGAUGAGCUCCAUAAAAAGGCCUUCUCAUAGCAUAUAUGGAGAGAAAAAUAUAUUUAAAAAAAUUCUUAAUAUGACACUCUAGGCGUCAUUACAAUGAAUUUUUGAACAAUACUUUCGAGUUCAAUUGUCGAGUUGUUAUUGUUCAGUGAAAUGUUUCGCUGUGCGGAAAAAGUUCUUUCGAGAAUAACGAGAAAUAAAAUGAAUAAAAGGUAAAUUUAAUAGGAAAUUGUGUCUAUUUAUACGAAUUCUUUAUUAUUAUGUAAGAAUUAAUGGAAUUUGUUUGUAGUAGGAGAGAAGAUUCUGAACCGAGUGUUCAAGAAAAUAAAGAUUACCCAUUACAGAUUGACAAAGAUUCGCCUGCAACAAAAUGUGACUCCUCGAAUCUAGGCGAGUCGCAGUUGCAAGCAAAUAACCCGAUGAAAGGUAAAUUUAUGGAAUUUUUAAGAAAUUUAUUCCAUAAAUUCUUGUUGUGUUGUUGCAUUUCAGGCGAGAUUUCUGAUUCCGAGACUUACGAACCGGAAAAGAAACUCGCAGAUUCAAAGCAGGAACACGACCGUUUCGAUAAAGCCAAAUAUUAUAUUGACAAGUACAAAAUUACUAAAGAAAUUGGACGUGGAAGUUUUGGGACUAUUUAUUUGGCUAAGACCAAAUAUUCUAGAAAGAAAAAGGCUUUAAAAGUCGUAAAGAAGAAAGUCUCUUCUUCUAAUCAGUUUGGUGAAAUCCGGAGAGAAACAAUCGUUUGGAAUUGCGUGUCCGCCCAUCCAAACAUUGUCAGAUUGAUUCGAUUCCUGCAAACUGACACAGCCUAUUGCUUUGUCUCGGAUUUUGUCCAGGGAGAAACUUUGACCGAAUUUGUACAAAAGAAUGGCCCUAUACCGGAGAGAAAAGCAAAAGUGUUUGCCGCUCAAGUGGCCUCUGCUAUUAUGUAUAUUCAUAGUAAUGGAAUAAUACACCGAGACAUUAGUUCAAACAACGUUAUGUUAGAUGUGUACAAAGGUGCACAAGUAAUUGAUUUCGGUCUAUCCACAGUAAGCAUUAUACAUUGUAAUAUUCUUGAAUUGUAGAUUUUUAUCGAUCUUUUAACUAUUCUAUUAUUAUUUCUUUUAGUAGGAACGAAAUCCAAGAGGUUUUUGUGGAACUUUAUCAUUUAUGUGUCCGGAAAUUCUUCAGAGGAAGCCUUACGAUUUUUACUGUGACUGGUGGGCUUUCGCCAUCGUGUUAUUUCAAGCGUUGGUUGGAAGAACACCUCUAGAGAUUUAUGUGAAAGAAACUUUCAAUAUUGAUAACGUGUAUUUAUUGCCACGUUACGACCGGAUAAGAGCUGCUCUAAAUGUGAAGGUGUCGUAUCCUGCUGAAUUAUCGGAUGAUACCAAACAUUUUAUUUAUGACAUAUUGCAAAAGGACCCGUACAGACGUCCUCUAGAAGUAAAUAUAAGAGAACACGAGUAUUUUCUUAAAGUGCCUUGGCCCAAAAUUACUUAGGGUUUUCGGCAGAAUAAACUGAAAAUGAAGUUCGGAUCUUUCUUGAAAUCAAUGUGGAAG
Molecule: messenger RNA, 1717 nt
Organism: Centruroides sculpturatus (bark scorpion)
Lineage: Eukaryota; Metazoa; Arthropoda; Arachnida; Scorpiones; Buthidae
Product: CBL-interacting serine/threonine-protein kinase 19-like
Exons: 10
Coding region: 445-1239 (264 amino acids)
Biological process (GO): intracellular signal transduction; peptidyl-serine phosphorylation
Molecular function (GO): ATP binding; protein serine/threonine kinase activity
Source: RefSeq, a predicted model, not a curated record